AUGGAUCACCUACCCAUCCCAGUCGACAGACAAAGGCCUUCGCGUCGGGUGGUGGCCUUUGCUUACUUCGACAUCCCGUUCCUUGGUGAAGUUGGCGAGGCUGGCGGAGACUUCUACACCUACGCUGUUGCUCACAAGAUCGUGAAUAAUGAUAGUGAUCAUUCUCUGAACUUGGAUGAGCUGGAGGACCUGGAAGAUGUUGACCUGUACUUUGCAAGAGUACAGUCAUGGCUUUACUUUGGCCUCGUUUGUGACACAUUCGGUUCGUCGGUGAAGUUCGAAGACUUCAUCGUUGUCAAUGCUUCAACGGGAGACCGGAUUAUCAACUCCGCUAAACUGAAAGACCUCAUGGCGGAGUGGCACAGCCGAGUUUCCAAAAUGUCCAAACAAGCCAGGACCGCGGACGUCGAACGCAUCAAACAGUCGACGACAGUAGGCUGGCGAUUUUGCGACCGUGCCGAUCAUUACGGCGUUUCUCUCAAGGAGCAACAUAUGCUGGUCCUUUCCUCCAUACGCAUUCUCAUAUCCUCCAUCUGGGGUAUGCUGAGGGCUAGUGACGUGCGUGCUGGAAACCUGAAUGAGGAUUAUCGAAUAUCGAUUGAUGUCAUUAAAUGGCCACGACUACCGGCAUCCUAUCGCCCCCUGGCCGUGCUCAUGGCAGAGUAUGGCUGGUGUCCCCACGAAAUCUUGAGACUCCUCGGCACCUAUCAUCUUACCACAGUCUGGACAAUGACAUGCCUGCUUCGAAGAAUUCCGGCUCAACUUGAUCAUGAGCGUUGCGCCGGUGCCAUCAAGUGCGUUGCCCGCGACGUGGACCCAGAUGAUCAUCAGGCCAACCAUGUGACUAACAGCUGCAAUUGUGAAGCCGUGGGGCCAGACAUCGAGCAAGUGAAAACGAUUCUAAGAGGCGGCGGCAUCCCCUUGAUAAGAUGUAAGAUCUCAGAAGACGGCCGGCCGAGCUUCAAAGUGGUCAGUGCGAAAGGCGUCAAGAGACACAUUGCCUUUAGCCAUGUCUGGGCUGAUGGGAUGGUCAUCCCAAAACAGAACAAGAUCUUCAGAUGUCAAUUCCUCAAGCUGGCAUUCUACCUGGAGAAGGCCCGUGUGGAUGUGCAAACAGAGAGACUGUUUGCUUUCCUCCCCCUCGCACCAUUCCUUGCCCGUCAUGUUUUCAAAGGGUCCCAGUCAUUCGACAUCUGGUUGGACAUUUUCUGCAUUCCGUCGAUCCUUCACGCAGACUCGCAGGAACUCAGGAGACAGGCAAUAGCCCGCAUCUACUAUGUCUUCGCAGCAGCGGAAGCUGUUCUGAUCGUCGACAAAUCCUUAACAGACGUCACGGACAGUGAUAUGCCGACCACUGAACUUAUGGCAAGGGUUGCAUCUUCGGGCUGGAUGACACGUUGUUGGACCUUCAGUGAGAUGUCGCUUGCUCAGAAGUCCGUUGCACUGUUCUGUGUCGGCGACAGGGUUAUUCGAUAUGAGGAUUUCAAAGAGGACGACAAGGUCUUCAAGGGGCUUGAUAUACCUUCUCGAAGCUUGUUCCGCAAUCUGGGGGACUCUGCAUUCAUCCCUUUCAAUAUUGCAUGGAUUGCGUCACAGGCGGUGGUGUCAGAAUACGUCGCUUUCGCCCUGAUUUGGAACUCAUUGUCCGCCCGGUCCACGUCAUGGCCUGGGGACGUCUGGGGAAUCAUGGCCACGCUCCUGGGCUACAGUGGGAAGGAAAUCAUGACUCUCCAGGAACGCGAUCGACUCCCAGCCAUGAUGAAGGAGCUGCCCAACAUUCCGGCGUCCUUCUUCUUCCGCGAUUUACCGCGAUCAGCUUCGGCCCCGGCGCAAAUGAGAUGGAUUCCCACGAGAGUCCAAGGCAUUAUCCGAGACGGUGACGGGACGUUUGCCUUCACCGACGGCGGAAUCGUGUUUCCCAGGACCUUGAACCUCAAGUUCCUCCUAUCGCACACCACGACGGUGCCUCCGUCAUUUUCAUUCGAGUUUCGCCACGAAGACCUAUCGGCCAGACCUGAUCUUUUGCAGAUCAUGUUCCAGAUCAGCCUUCACGAUCACGACGCAGUAGCGCAACACGCCGGCAGCAAUGCGCAAAUCUGCAUCUUGCUCCCUAGGAAUGAAUCCCAAUCCGGCGACAGUGAAACAGCGUAUAUUAGCGGACUCGGCUGCGCUCUUCUUGUCACUUCCAUCCGCGCAGACUCGACCGUCGAGACCGAGUUUCUGUCCUCCUUAUCCUACAGAUUUGGCACCGAAAAACAAACCCAUCACUUACAAGCCAGCCUCGCAGGACCGAACGUCGUCCUCCGAUGCGACCGCCAGCAAUGGUACCAUGCCAGAUUGAGGAGAAAGAAGCACACUCUGGCACCAGAGAAAUUCGAGAGAAUUUUAUACUUUGGCGUACCUGCUGUGCUCGUCUUCGUCAUGGCCGCCACCAUGGUCCCGCUUUGGAUAUGGUACGGUGUGACGCACCAACCAGUCAAUGUCCAAGCGAGUCUGGUCCUCGCGACAUGUGGGUUCGCGCUGUUCAUCGUCGCCGUCAUGAUGGUGGUCAUCUUCCACGAAAAUCUUCUGUUUCGAAACUGGGUUGAUAGUUUUGACCUUGAGAACGACGGGCAACCGAAGAGAUGGUGGAAGAAAAUCAUGCCGCUCUGGUGA
This is a messenger RNA of Cladophialophora carrionii CBS 160.54, 2655 nucleotides long. RefSeq lists its product as uncharacterized. NCBI's taxonomy places the organism in Eukaryota, Fungi, Ascomycota, Eurotiomycetes, Chaetothyriales, Herpotrichiellaceae. The transcript is spliced from 2 exons. The record is from RefSeq and is a predicted model, not a curated record. The coding region runs from base 1 to 2655 and encodes 884 amino acids.